Messenger RNA from Panicum virgatum (switchgrass), 2721 nucleotides. RefSeq lists its product as uncharacterized. The transcript is spliced from 2 exons. Bases 1675 to 2391 code for a protein of 238 amino acids. Gene Ontology annotation, molecular function: RNA binding. Lineage: Eukaryota; Viridiplantae; Streptophyta; Magnoliopsida; Poales; Poaceae. The record is from RefSeq and is a predicted model, not a curated record.
CGGCGCACGCGCACCCUUUCGUCGCUGCCACUGCCGGCGUAUCCCAUCGGCUACCGCUGCCAUUCUCCUCUGACCUCGCCGCCGCCGCCCUUGGCUCCUCUCUCCCUCGCUGCCGCCGCCCUCCGUUCUCCACUUCUCCCAUCGCAGCCAGGACAAGCGGCCCAUCACGGGCAGCCUCCACGCGUCCGCGCGGUCGCGCCCCCGCGGACGGGACAGGGAGCCGCGGGCGACAGGCGGCGGCGCCGGAUCCACGAGGUAUGUGCUACUGCUGCUCCUGUUCCCUGGGGCUCCGGGUCCACGGUGUCGGUGCUCCCCGGUCGGGGAGCGAGGUGUGCGGGGAGGAGAGGAAAGAGGGGGCCUCAUCCGUCGGGGCUCGGAUGAGAGAUGCUCUUGCGUCCACAGCCAGAGCCGCGCCUUCUCCGCUCUUGCUCAACAACUCUCUCUUCUCUCCGACGAUUCUUACUCGUCCAACUCUGGUGGGUAGCGGUAGACGGCCAGCGACGGGGUGGGUCCUGCCUGCUCCUCAUCCCUCUCUCGGAUUGAGGCAUGGUGGUGGCUAGGUUAGGGUUUCCCACUCAGGGUCGUCGGGGGAGGGUUCCAUGGCCGGCGGGCUAAGAGGAGCGUCUGGCGGCGGCAGUAGGCACAGCGGGCGGUGGCGGGUCAAGGCUGGCGAGGUGAGGCGGCGUCGGUGCUACGGUUGACAGGAAGGGCUAACGGAGGGGGCGAGUGUCUUCCUCAGUUGGCGGCCAUUGCCUGUGGUAGUGGUGGUAGACAGUAAACAUUUUCAUUGCCCGAAUGACUGAUUGCGAUUAUGAUUACAUGGUGCUUAUCCAUGGAUUGUCAUUUCAUUAUGUUCGCUAGGAGGUAAUAACAGGAAGCAUCAAUCACUAGAAACAUAAAUAUCACCAGUUGAUCUAAAAUAAGGAAACAACAUUUUUGGCUAAUGAUCAAUCAAACGAGCAAACCAUGAUUCCUAAAAUCUCAUACCUACAAAGGAGAUACUCAAUAGUCUGGUCAAUUCAGGUGUACAUACAACUAAUGUUAAGCUCAUCACCAUCACGAAAAUGGCUCAAAGAUUGUCUUAACAUGUUACAAGGCUGACAAAAGUACUUGCAGGACCAUCCAAAUCUUGAAAUUACAAAUGAAAUGUUCCGGCUGAAAGCAGCUGCCUAAGGUUUUUGAAUUGCAGAUUCAAGUACUAAAUAUUUAAUUUCUUGUUUAAAAAGUUCAUCGGAAGAAUUUGCAGGAUGGUAAAAGAAACAGCAUUUUUUUUUCUAUCGCCACUAUCGCCAUUCGCCAUCAGCUAGAAAUUUAUCAUCAGAACUUACAAAAUCUAGCUUAACUGAAGCAUCACUGGUUAUCAUUUUGGAUCCAGAACACAACCAUAGUUAGGCAUUUCUUUUACUGCUUUAAGUUUUUAUCAAGUUUGUCGUUCAAUUAGGCUUGGAAUUGGGAUAUCCUAAAUCAUGCUGUUUUCCCCCUUUUCUACAAGUUACCUAUCAUUAUAUGUCUUGGUUGAGUGGUUUAAGCGCUUAGAAGUUGGCCCUACGCAUGCAAAUUCAGCAGCUCCACCACUGCUAAUGAACAAGAGAUAAACAGAUUUACUAUGUCAAUGACACCCAAAAAACAAUUAUAUGGUUUGUAUUUGUCAUUUUUUUCAUCGCUAAGCCUAUAAUGCUUUUGUACACUUUUCUCCUGAAAUCCGUAUGCAUACUUCUUGCACAAAACAGUUACAGAUUAGGGCAAGUAAGCGUUGAACCUUAUUCCUGCAGAGAUUGCCCUUCUAUGGAGGCAUCCAAAGAAAAUGCUUCCAAGGAGUAUGCUGAUUUCGAAGAGAAGGUUAAGAGGACCAUAUAUAUCGACCAUCUUUCUCCUCAAGUUACGACCCCAGUCAUCAAAGCAGCUCUUGCCCAGUGUGCAAAUGUUACCAAUGUGGAGUUCAUUGUCAACUACACAAUCCCGUAUGAUAUACCUUCUGCCGCGUUGGUAGAAUUGGAUGAUGAAAUGCAGGCCAAGGCUGCUGUAGAAUUGAUGACUGAUUUCCCAUUCAUAAUUGGUGGAAUGCCAAGGCCUGUACGUGCUACCUAUGCAAAGGCUGAGAUGUUCCGGGAUCGCCCUCCUUGCCCUGAUCUUAAGAAAUAUUUCCGCUGGAUAAAACAAGGAGAUGGUGAGUAUGAAGCAAUGAGGAAACUGAAAAACCUUGCAAAGAGGCAAGAGGCAGAGAACAUGGCUCUCAUAAAGAAUCUAUUGGACGAGGAGAAGGAACUGGCAAAGCAGCAGCAAGAAGCACUUAAUGGGAAUGGCAAGAAGUAUCAAAUGCUGGAAAAUGUGGUGUCGGAUGGAACCAUCAGGAACCUUGCUCAUCAUUACGGAGUGAAGCUGGAUGACUGAUGGGACAAAUUCAUGGAACAGCUGCGCAGUCAUCAUUUUGCCCUGGGGCGUUGGAAGACGCUGUGAUGAAUUAGAUUACUUGUGACCCAGUAGCUAGAUCCUGCGGUGUAACAAUUGGCCCGACAUAGAUAGUUCUACAAGCUGUGGCUGCAUUAGAAUCCGAGAUAAUGGUAGCCUCAGCGUACAACCUUUUGUUUCUCAGCCUGUAACUAGUCGCCGAAACUGAGGCAUACUCUGUCGUGUGAUGUGUCUCGUGUACAUAUUGCUACAUGAAACUGGAGUACCUUACUUCCUUGUGUCCAAGCCCCCCAAGGUUUUUUAUCUGCAUUA